AGCGCAAACAUUGAAGCGAUUGAUUGAAAGCAUGUUUUAAAAGUGUUAUUCAAAGUAAAAACAAAACACAAUUUGAUUUGUUUUUGACUUUUACACAAUCGGUGUCCGCAAUGACCACUCAAUUCAAUUUCGGUUCGGCGCCCACUUUGGCCACAACAUCGACGCCAUCGACCUUCACGUUUGGUCCGUUGACCACAACAUCUCAGUCAACACUUCCGUCUUUUAACACUUCAUUAACAACAACUCCUUUCUCAUUGAAUACAAAUGCAUUAAACUCUUUGUUGACCUCAAGUUUGGCCAACACUGGAGUGAAUCCAUUGGGAACUACACCGACAUUAACUUUAACGCUGACCAGUGCUCCGACAGCGACCACACAAACAUCAACACAACAGAUGACAACAUUUCACGGUAUGGGCGGAACCCCAAGCAUCGCAUCGGAGACGGCCACUGACCAGUCGGCCGAUGCCAACAAAUACAACAAAGACGUGUCAUAUAUUCCUCCAGAAAUGAUGCCAUUAGUGGAAGCGUUAAAGAACUUCGUUAAGGAACAGAAGUUGAUUCGCGAAGAGAACUCUCAGCAAAGGUUUUCUAUUCAACCAAUUCUUGAAGUCGGCUCUCAGAUUGAAGACAACUUGCGAUUACUUCUUAAUAAAAUAGAAGUUGAUAUUCAGCGCAACUCAAAGACUAUGGACUCACUCAAGAAAGACACUAAUAAGUUGUUGUCGUCGGCAGAGAUGGCGUAUCGGAUCUCAAGAGUGGAUGUUUUACAGACGCCGUCCAGUUAUACAAUCGCUCAAAACAAGUAUAUUAACGCAUCCACUAAUCAAUACUUCUUGGAAACAAUUAACAACUUUGAACAACAAAUGAAUACUUAUUCAAAACAAAUACAAGAGUUGAGGACACAUAUCGACAAUAUGAACAAACCUUACACUUCUGAAGAGUUGUUCCAAAUUAUGCGUAAACAACACGAGACACUCAUUUCUUUGGCCGCCAAAGUAUACGCCAUUCACGAAGAAAUUAAUGAAUUAAAGAGUAAACUUCAUUCAAACUAUUCGUCAAAAUUUACUGAUAAUACAAGAGAACCGCAAAUUAAUACUUUGUCUGAUACUAACAAAUCAUUUGUUGGUCCAAAUCCUUUUGCAUUCACUGGCGAUGAAAGUUUAGUCAUUGGAUCAGAUAAUACCCCAAAAGAGUUGAGUAAUUUACAGACUACUGGACUAACAAAUCCAUUGCUAUUCUCAAGUUUGACACCAAAUCAGUCCGUUUCCAAUACUUCCUCUACGUUUCAAUUCAAUCCAUUGGUAUCAACACCAGGGACUACAAGAACUAAACGUUGGACCACUUCAUGAAUGAAUUUAUUUCUUAAUUAUAUUAUUUUAUUCUUUAUUAUUACUUUAACUGAUAAUA
Oppia nitens is the source of this 1407-nucleotide messenger RNA. RefSeq lists its product as uncharacterized. The record is from RefSeq and is a predicted model, not a curated record. Gene Ontology annotation, molecular function: structural constituent of nuclear pore. Lineage: Eukaryota; Metazoa; Arthropoda; Arachnida; Sarcoptiformes; Oppiidae. Gene Ontology annotation, biological process: nucleocytoplasmic transport. The transcript has a single exon. The coding region runs from base 111 to 1349 and encodes 412 amino acids. Gene Ontology annotation, cellular component: nuclear pore.